Molecule: messenger RNA, 2846 nt
Organism: Synchiropus splendidus (mandarinfish)
Lineage: Eukaryota; Metazoa; Chordata; Actinopteri; Syngnathiformes; Callionymidae
Gene: pdrg1
Product: p53 and DNA-damage regulated 1
Exons: 5
Coding region: 56-448 (130 amino acids)
Biological process (GO): protein folding
Cellular component (GO): prefoldin complex
Source: RefSeq, a predicted model, not a curated record
CUUUCUUCCGGCUUGUGUUUCACUACGGACGUAUUUUCCUGGCGGCACCAGAGUCAUGGAUCCGCAGCGGGUGCUGCAGUAUCUCGCGGAGGUCGAGGAGGCAGCUGAGGAUGUUCUUGCUUCCAAGCAACAGAUCGUGGAUCUUGACACCAAACGGAAUCGUAAUAGAGAGGCUCUGAGUGCACUGAGGAACGAGUUGUCCGAUGCAGAAAACGUCAAAGUGUGUUUGGGAAACAUGUUCAUCAAAUUCCCCAAAUCGAAAACCAAAGAGUUUAUAGAGAAAGACCAGGAACAGCUGGACAAAGAGAUUCAUGAACUUCGUAAAGGACUGAAAGUGAAAGUCAAUCGCCUAAACGAGAUCCAAGGGAAGCCCGAGCUGCGGGGCUACAAUCUGUCACCUCUGUCCUCGGAAGAACUCAGCGCUGUCAACAGUCUUCUCAACAGAUAAAACACAGACCACGUCUGACGGGCAGUUGUUCUCUCAGUCUGGACACUGAAUGAGUAGUGGAGACGUCGUGGUCGUCUGAUCCGUAAAAGUUAGCGGUUGAGUGACAAGAGAGCGGCAGUCUGGGAUCCAGAUGUGGCUCUUUGUCCUCACGCCUGUGCAGUGACUGCUGCCUGGUCCAGUCACUUGACCCAGCGUCUCUGGGUUCUUCAUCAGGCCCUUGAUUUUCAACCCUCACCUGUGUGCGCUCUCUUGGUCCCAGUAAAAAUCCCAUGUCUGUUUGCAGAACAUUGAUUUUCUUGAUCUCUGUCUCAGAACAAUAGUUCAUCUGACUCUUUGCUGCACUGUGAACGGAAGCAGACACAAGACAUCCCACCAUCUGAGCAGAAGUGACAACUAACAACUUCAUUAUUUUACACAAACGGCUAUUUAAAUAUCUGUACAGUGAAAUAUCUAGUGGGCAAACGAAAAGACAAGAAACUCCAAACCCUAAACUCAACAUAAAUGCCAUUCCUAUGCUACUAUAACACAUGGAGAAAAUAGGAACAAAUGUAAUGAGAGCAUCAAGCUUGAACUAUGUCUGACUAUAUCUGGUUUUGUUUCAUUUAAAGAUUCUCAACUGAAGAUGUAAACGUCUUUGUUUCUAUUGGGAAGCGUUGGAUGGUUGACACUUGGAAACAAGAUACAAAAGAUCUUUAUUACUAGGCUGUUUUUCCACAAUGUUUUUAAGGGACGAAAUAAUGUGAAAUUGCAUUUUUGUAACAAAGAAAACUGGCACAUAGAGAGGUAAGGAAGACCUAAAACCUUUUUUAAUAUAAUUCAUAUCAUAAUAAAUAGGGAAAAAGCACAGUUUAUUUCAGGCUUUGCUCCGACUUUGUGAGGGUGAAUUGCAGGGUUGCAUUUGGCUCAGGUCUUUCAAAUACAAGAGUGGCUUAGACAUAAUUUCCCUUGGGAUUAAUAACGUUUUCUGAUUCUGAAACCAGCGUUUCUGAACAUUUAUGAUCUGUGGGCCUCGCCUUUCCCAGAACAAGUAACAGAACUGAGUCAUGACUCUGGAUUUCAUUUGUGAUCAAUAACCAUAUUUAAUCUACUUAUAAAACCGUGUGAAAUUACGUAAAACCAUGGGAUCAUCACAAAGAUACUGAUUUGUCAUGGAAAAGUCCAACCAGCAGCAGAAGCAGGUGCAGGUCAUGUUCAGCACACUUACCAAAGUUUGUUGUGAAAAUUGGAAAAACUGAAUACAAUUCUGACUAAAAUGAAUAUAAUAAAACCAUGUCUAAAUAUCAGAAAAUAAAAAUAGGAUAUUUUAUUUUAGCUCUAUCGAAGAUGUAGUAAGCGCAAUUCACUACAGGCACCAUGCGUGACUCAUGUAUUAAAACUGGCGACCCUCGAGAUUUGGCCCCGGCCCUGUGCUUAAGAAUCACUGGUUUCAUGCAUAGCUUUACGGUGUUUCCAUUGUUUUGUCCAACCCCUGGACAUUAAUGUCAAUACCCAAGCUGCCAAGCGAUGUGUACUAAACGGCCACAAGGUGGAGCUAUAGCCGAAGCAAAUGCGGCGUGUACUCCCGUCUGCGCACACGCGUUGGUAGCUCUGUCCUUGUGAGGACCGCUCAUGGCCAUCUCCCUUUCCCCAGCCUCUCCUCCCAAACCUAACCGUCCAAAACACAUGGCUGACCUGAACCAUGUGCGGAUCAUGAUAUGAUCGUGUUCAUCAAGUUAUCUGCUGUUGAAUAAAGUGUUGUAUCAUGCUUGGUCUCGAGAAAGAUUGACUCCAACAGACACUGAGAUCAUGGGUGAGGUCACCUCAGUUCGAUCCAGCAUAAGACGCGUGUGUGUGAUAAGAUAGUGCGGGAAAGAUGCCUGGAUGGAAGAGCGAGUCAUGAAAGGCAGGAACCACCAGGUACAUCCAACCCAGAACCGGUCCUGAGUUGAGCCUGAGUUUGUGGGGACAAACAUCUGCCUUCCCCCAAGUGAAGGAACCUCUGGGACAGCGAUGGGUGAGGAGGAGGAGGGAUGAUGGAGCCAGGCAGAGAUGGGACCAGCCAGUCAGAGGAGAGGACCGGAUCAUCUGCUCACAGCUUCUCGCCCUAAAGAAGCCCAGGAAACGGGAUCAGGAAUGUGGCACCAUGGCAACCGGGACCCCAUGAGACCAGGACCAGUCCGUGGAGACUGCACCUCAAGAUGAAGUGCAGUGUGUGACAAAAGGGUCAGAGCCAGAGAUGGUCUUGGUCUCAGUCUCCACCACUGGAGCCGAGGCUGAGUCAGGCUCAGGGUCGUAAGACUCCUCUGUCGAGGAAGACCUUCUUCUCAAGUUGUGGGUUUUUGGUCGUCACUCUCACGAGUGAAGGAACACGCGGAAGAUACAUGAAAGGUGUAUGUUCCUACCACCGGGACCAGGACAG